AUGCCGACAAAGAGACGUGGCACGCUGACGGUUAAAUGAUCAAACCCGUCGAGUCGUCUCUCUCGGUGAAGCAAGCAGAGGAGGCAGGAAGCCACGACAUUUAUCACAAUCUGGACCAGAGAAAAUGGCUUCAAAUAAUAAUAAUAAUGCAGCCGGCAAAUGGGAGGUGGUGAAGAAAGGGAAGAAGAACAGCAGCAGCGCAGGAGGAGGCAAGAACUCGUCCGACAAGAAGCCCGGCAGCAGCGGGGGAGGAGCCCUGGGCGAGUCCAACCAGCCGUCCAGACUGCCCCUGGUGAUGUCUGAGACUCUGUAUGACGGCUUUGAGAAGAUGGCAAAGAAACAGAACAAGGAGCAGGUUCCACCACCAGCCGAGUCCGAAAAUAAGAAGCCCUCAUCAAGUAAAACAUCCAAGAAAUCACACUCCAGCAGUACCGUCACCCCGGCAACACCCAAGACCCUUGAGGAAGCCUUCAAAACUUUGGAUGUUGGGGACCUGAAGCAGCAGUUGGCUCGCAGUCAAACCUUGUUCCCAGAAAACCCAUCAGUGUGGGUCAAAGACCUGGCAGGAUACCUCAACCUCAAUCUGACUGCGCCAGAGGCUGAGCCCACACUCAGCAGCUAUGCUCACGAUUACCCAUACUGCCUUUCAGGAAAAGAGCUGAAGGGAGUGAUCAAAGGUCUCAUCGGACGCUGCAGUGAUGUUCUGCCAGAUUUCUUCGACCACUGUGUUUAUACUAUGCUCAGGGAGCUGGACAGACAGCCAGGAGAACCUCUUCAUGGCUACAGAGUUUGCAUCCAGGCAAUCCUACAGGACAAACCCAAGAUCGCCACCCAGAACCUGCCAGAAUAUUUGGAUUUGCUGCGAUCAGUUCAGAAUCGUCCAGUGAAGUGUUUGACCAUCAUGUGGGCUCUUGGCCAAGCUGGAUUUUAUGACCUCAGCCAGGGACUAAGAGUGUGGCUGGGUAUCAUGCUUCCUGUGCUGGGAGUGAAGUCCUUGUCUUCAUAUGCCAUUGCAUAUCUGGAGAGACUUCUCCUGCUUCAUGCAAACCUGACAAAGGGAUUUGGCAUCAUGGGUCCUAAAGAGUUCUUUCCUUUAUUAGAUUUUGCUUUCAUGCCCAAGAACGCCCUGUCAUCAAGUCUUCAGGAGCAGCUGAGGCGUCUGUACCCUCGACUGAAGGCCCUUGCAUUUGGAGCCAAACCCGAGAGCACAUUGCACACAUACCUGCCAUCAUUUCUGUCCAGAGCCACACCAAACUGUCCAGAUGACAUGAAGAGAGAGCUGCUCAGCAGUAUGACGGAGUGUUUGUGUGUGGAUGUCCAGAGUCUAGGCGUGUGGAGGCAGCUCUAUACCAAACACUUACCCCAGUCCAGCCUGCUGUUGAACCAUUUAUUUAAGUCCUGGAAUAUCCUGCCACCAAAGCUCCGGAAAAACCUUGAAGAGACAGUCCAGUCUUUCAGAGUGACUAAUGAAGAGAUGAAAGAUGCCGUCGAAUCUCAGGAGCUUCAGGACUGCAAUAACCUGUGCCAGAAUCUGCAGGUGAAGAUGCGUGGUCGUGGGUUCCCCUGGUCCAAACUGCUCAUGGUUUUGCUUGUGUUUGUCGCCGGCUUCAUUGCUCAUGACAUCAGAUCUCAUGGCUCCUUUGCAGAUUCCACCACAGCCCUGCAUCUGCGCAACUCAGGGGUCACAGCCGUGUCUCAGCAGGCCUUGAGCAAAAUAAAGGUCUACUCUACACAGGCCUUUAGCUGGUUGGAGACGAACACUCCUCAUUAUUACUCUGAGUGUGCACGCGUUUUGGGGCCACUAAUGGACAAAGGUUUGGAAAAGACUAAAACAGCAGCCAUCUUCAUCUCUGAAAACACCACACAGUUUAUUCUCUGGGUCAAAGAAAAGACACCACAGGCCAUAGAAUGGGUGAACACCAACACCCCCGACAGUGUAUUCCAGGUGUUGGAGUAUUUAAAGGAGCUGCUCCUCUCACUCCAUCAGAACUACAUCUUGCCGGCGUUGGCGUAUAUAUCUGAACUGCUACAACGAGCGUGGACCAACCUACAGGACUCCUGCAAUGGUGAGGUGUCCGUAUCGUGUCUGCAGGGCCACGCUGUGACCUUCACCAACACAACGUGGCAGCUGCUCCAACACACAACGUCGGCCAUUAAGACGUGGGCUCAGGAGCUGCUGACACGGGCCUGAUGACAUCACAGAUGCUGACUAAUUUACACACAUAAUAUAAACACAUAAAAGUAUAUAUACAGAUACACACACACACACGCACACUGACCUAGUCUGAGGCUGCCUGUCAGUGCACUGGCUCUCAAGCCAUGAUUGGACGCUGUGGGGUCAGACAAACAAACUCUCACUCAAAAGGACCCAUCUAUCUCUUGUUUUGGUUCAAUUUUUUAAAUCAUUUUGAUAUUGUAUAAUUUUUUUUUUCUACCAAUCUUUUUUUUCAAAGCUGGACGCACAGGUCUUCUCUCUUUCUCUCUCUGUCUCUCUCUCUCGCUCUCCCUGAGUUUUCUACUGCAAAUUUCAGCGGUUGCAGAUUGUGUAAUUUAUAGAAAAUGUAGGUUUGUAGAUGAUUUAUAAACCAUUUUUAUUUAAAGAUAUAUAUAUAAAAAAAGUAUUAUGUGAAAACUUUGGUAAAGGGCAGGGAUAAGACCAAAAAAGAUAUUCCAGACUUUUCCAAGCCACUGAAGACCUCAUCUGAGGGCCACUUCAUCACUCUGAAAAAUCAGAUGCAGAAUGUUUGUGUGUGUCAUUCUCAGUAAAACCCUCAUCAAACCUGAGACUCUUUCCAGUGGGCAGCUCACAAUAAAAGGUCUUCAACAGAAACGAUAUUGUGGUCAAGGGUCACAACUGCUGGUGGAUUGACUCCGUCAGAAGGUUUAGAGCUGAGAGCUCGACCCAGAAGGAGGCUCACAUCUGUCUAAAAGAUCCAGAAGAAGAAGAAGAAGAAGAAGAAGAAAACUACCUGCUGUCUUGUCUGUCUGUCCUGCACAUCUCCUUGUCUCGUCUUUGCUAGGUUUAGAGCUGAGAGCACGACCCAGAAGGAGGCUCACAUCUGUCUAAAAGAUCCAGAAGAAGAAGAAGAAGAAGAAAACUACCUGCUGUCUUGUCUCUGUCCUGCACAUCUCCUUGUCUCGUCUUUGCUGCUUUGUCAUCCUAGUUUCUUGUUAGUUUUCAUUUGCUGUUCAGUAGCUCAACACCUGAGAUAAAACGGCAGUUGUAUUCUCAUACUUGAAGGCUGACUAUAUUCUGUGUGGAUCAUCAAGCUUAUUCUAAAUAGUGUGAUGAUGAUUAACCCUGUGCCAACAUCCUCCUCUACCCCAGAGAAUGAAGAAUAAACCUCCUCAUCUGGGGAAGGUACACAUUUCUGACCAGCUGAUUCACUAACCCUUAUUUGUAAACAGGAUUAAUGAUGGAUAUGGCCGUGAAUAAUGUCUUACUUUGUAAUGUAAAUGAUUUCUAAUAAAUAAUUCA
Molecule: messenger RNA, 3478 nt
Organism: Anoplopoma fimbria (sablefish)
Lineage: Eukaryota; Metazoa; Chordata; Actinopteri; Perciformes; Anoplopomatidae
Gene: tmem214
Product: transmembrane protein 214
Cellular component (GO): Golgi apparatus; endoplasmic reticulum
Source: RefSeq, a predicted model, not a curated record